This is a messenger RNA of Phytophthora infestans T30-4, 399 nucleotides long. RefSeq lists its product as uncharacterized. The transcript is spliced from 6 exons. Bases 1 to 399 code for a protein of 132 amino acids. Lineage: Eukaryota; Oomycota; Peronosporomycetes; Peronosporales; Peronosporaceae. The record is from RefSeq and is a predicted model, not a curated record.
AUGCCCUCGUCGUCAGAGAUUAAAUCUCCCAAAGCGAACGGGACGUCAGGAGCUCCCUGCUUGCUGCUGUGCGACGUGCGCAUCGGACGUUCCUCUGAGGGUCUGUACCAAUCGAUGGAUUGGCAGCUUCGAACGGCCAUGGAGGAUCAACAAGUUGCUCAACAAAAACGCCAGAUUUGCAACCGGUACGGGUUCAUCACGAUCAUCGUGUGGUGGUUGACUAGCUGUGAAAUGAGGGGCAGCGUAUACGCGGUGACGUAUGAGGCAGAACAUUUCCGCAAUGGCCCCCAAGCUCUGAAACGCGGCUACAAGCGAAUGAAAACUCGUUCUGUUCAUCCAAGCCUAAAGUACGAGGUAGCCAUCCUCACAAAGUACGAUGUACUGGUCAUGUCAAAGUAG